ACCUUGCUACCAUUCCUGUUUCCAAAACUCUCCAUUAAUAAUGUUGGAUUAAAUGCAUAUGCAAGAUUAUUCACACAAGAUCAAAUUCAUUUUAAAGUAGGACCAGUAAGACUAAGACAGCUACGAGUUAAAGAAGAUUCUUGCCCUGAGUCCGUCCUGUUGAACAUUACAACACUUUGUUAUGAAAAAUAUUCGCUGAUAGCGGAAGAUGAAGACAGUUAUUGUGUUGGAUGGAAAAGUCCUCCCUGUGCAGCUGACGAAUCGGCGUACCAAAUAUCGUCUGCUUCGUGGAAACACGUGUCAUCUUCAGAUAUAUGGGGUCUUCCAAUCGCAGGAAAGCAUGCACUUUACAGCGGAGGCGGAUUUAUAGCUGACAUGUUUGUAAACUUGCAGAUAUCUAAUCAAAUGAUAGAGGAAUUAUUGAAAUAUUCAUGGAUUGAUCGCAAGACACGAGCUAUUUUCAUUGAAUUUACACUGUUUAAUGUAGAUGAGAAUGUGUUUAUACAUAUAACUUUGCUAAGUGAGUUUCCAGAAACUGGAGGAGUAUUAACUUCACAUGUUAUUAAACAGUUUAGACCUUAUCAACAUGUCGGCGGUGUAGGAAUACUAACUUUUAUAGGCGAAAUUAUAGCUGUUAUUAGUAUUUCCAUAUUUUUCGUAAAGAAGAUCAUCUAUUUGCAUCGUACUGGAAAGAAGUCAUUACAGAAUAUUUGGAAUAUAUUAGAUAUAGUGAUCAUUGCUCUUUUUUUCCUAUGUACAAUAACAUAUAUUGGAAGAUUGAUAAAUAUAAGCCGUUCCAUGGAUAAAUUUCAGAGAAACAAACUAAAAUUUGUAAAUUUCAGCCAUAUUGUAUUAUGGGAUGACCUAUUCAAUAUUUUCUUAGCAUGUGAUAUAUUUUUCAUUACGCUGCGAUUAAUGAGAAUACUGAAUUUCAACAACAGAAUAAACCAUAUGGGGUACAUUUUCUCUCACGUGAGCAAGGACGUUUCAGGUUGUUUGUGCAUGUUUGUGGUCGUACAUCUAGCAUUUGUCUGUUUUGGUUACCUUAUCUUCGGACGACAAUUAGAAACAUAUAAAAACAUGUUUGUGGCUGCCACGACGCUAACAAAUGCUAUUAUUGGUAAAAACACAAUAAAUGAUUUGUUUGUCACAGAACCAAUUCUUGGUCGCUUGUAUUAUUUCAUGUUCGUGGUUUUUCUUUUAUGGGUUAUAAUGACGAUGCUGAACGCAACUUUAAAUGUGGGAAUAUCUAAAGCGAAAAACAACUUUAUAAAAAAAUCUUCAGUCAUUAAUGCUAAACAUAUGUGGAACUUGGUUGCGGAAGCAAUAGAAGUCUUCAUACCAUUCGACAUACUGCGUAAGAAAAGAACAAACCUUCAACGAUAUAAGGUAACAAAGGAUGCAUCAUUCAUCACUGAAGAGAUAUAUCAAGAAAAACGUGAACCGGUUAUAUAUUUUGAUAACUAUUAGAUUUAUAUAGUAGUGCAUUUGAAUUAAAUAGUGAACUAAUCUUCACUUCAAAUGUUCAGUGCUUAUCAAAAUGAUACUUUAAUGGACUAUAAAACCUGUAUUUAAAAUAUUUGCAUGUGAAUACGAUAUAUAUCUUUUAAAUUGUUUGGAGUACA
This is a messenger RNA of Mytilus californianus (California mussel), 1625 nucleotides long. Its product is annotated as polycystic kidney disease 2-like 1 protein. The transcript is spliced from 2 exons. Gene Ontology annotation, biological process: detection of mechanical stimulus. The record is from RefSeq and is a predicted model, not a curated record. Bases 376 to 1470 code for a protein of 364 amino acids. Lineage: Eukaryota; Metazoa; Mollusca; Bivalvia; Mytilida; Mytilidae. Gene Ontology annotation, molecular function: calcium channel activity; calcium ion binding. Gene Ontology annotation, cellular component: membrane.